GCAGUUCGCAUUCAUGAGCCAUGGGCCUGUUGGAUGGCUCCCCCUCCAGCGCCAGCGAUGCCUCAGAGCUUUUCGAGGCCGAGGAGGUGCUCGCCCCCGAGGUGAGCGCCAAAGGGCUCAGAGCGGGUGUUCCACCUGCGCCAGCUUCCCCAGAAGCGGCCAAGGUGAGCGCCAAAGGGCUCAGAGCGGGUGUUCCACCUGCGCCAGCUUCCCCAGAAGCGGCCAAGGUGAGCGCCAAAGGGCUCAGAGCGGGUGUUCCACCUGCGCCAGCUUCCCCAGAAGCGGCCAAGGUGAGCGCCAAAGGGCUCAGAGCGGGUGUUCCACCUGCGCCAGCUUCCCCAGAAGCGGCCGAGGCCCCUUUGGACGUGGCCCCCGGUGCCAAAGAUGCGCCUGGAGAGGCCAGCGACGACUCCACCGAGUCAGCGGACGAGCGCCCAGCGGAGCCGAGCCCAGGGCCACUAGGGCCGGAGGAAGUGGAGGAACGCGCCGACCUCCUCUUGCAGCAGUUCGGCCUAGCGCCACCGGCACGGCCGGAGCCACUGCCCUCCGCAGAGCCCUCCGAGCCGCCCUUGCGGCCGGAGCCGCCCCAAGAGGAGACUUUUCCAAGUCCACCUCCGACGCGGGCGACUCGCCGAAUCCCAAUCCGCCGGAGGGCAACCUUGAACGCAGCAGCCUGCACCAGCUGGGGCCAGCUGAUGAGGCGAGCCCUGACGCCGGCGAUCGAAGCCGCACCCCGAGUCGCAGCCGCAGCCGCAGCCCGCUACGGAAGAGCCUGGAGGCGGCGCAGAGGCGGCUGGAGGCCAAGCAGAUGCUGGAGCAGACACAGGCCCAGGCGAAGCGGGCGGAGUGCUCGGAGCUGCAGAAGCAGCUGGCGGGGCAGCUGGCGGAGCUGGCGGCCACGCAGGCCAGAGAUGAGGCUGAGCGGAAGCGCAGGCGACGAAUUGAAGAGCUCACACAAGUCGAGAAGGAGGCGGAGGCGGAGCGCCUGGCGCGGGCGGAGCGCCACGAGCGCGAAGCGCUCCGCGAAGCGAGCUUGGCUUCGGAGCCCAGCGACAGUUCGAGGCCGCCGCCGUUGUCUCCGGAGGGCCAGGAGGAGGCGUUCUCCUGGCUGCAGGACGACCAGCUGGUGUGUUUGAAGUCCAUGCAGCCGGCAGCGCUGCAGCGUCUGGCAGACGACGUGCACAAGAAGCUCAUGAGGCGCGCGGGUGCGGAGGGUGUCUACCGGGCCAUGGAGCUCUUCUCUGAGACCUUCAAGCUGGCCUCGGAGAGCACGCGGCGGACCGUGUUCUUCGCCUUGAACGAGCUCUGCCGGCCCUUAAGGAAGGAGCCCGUCAGCCGCUAUAGCAAGCUGGUGCGCCAUGCUUGCUGGACCUUCCUCAAGAACAUCACCGCCGUAGACAUGAGCGCCAAAGAAAGGCAGUUCCUUACGCGCUUCUUGCGGCAACACAGCAGCACACGGGACGAGCCCUCCUUCAUUUGGCGGGCCGCCGGGGACCACUCCGCGGAGACGAAGGAUUGGCAGCAGCGGCUGGCGCGCUGGGAGGCGGCAGUCAUGGGGCGCCAGAGCUUGCUGGAGGUGCAGGACCAGAUGUCGACCUACCAGCUGCAACAGAUGACCGGCGACGGGCUGGUGCUGGCCAUGGUGCGAACUCGAGACCAGACCCUCGAGACCAACCAGAGGGAGGAGCUCGCGCAGGAAGUGCUUCAGCUGGUGCUGGUCUUUCUGCUCCACAUUGCCUCCCUCUUCCUUCAAUUUGGGCUGACGUACCACUUGUACAUCACCACCGUGGACGGGCUAGCGGCCCCAUUUGACGAGGGCGUCGGUGCCUACAUGCAGGUUAUUCAGCAGGCCGUGGAGCAAGAUCCGCCGCACGCCUUGUCCAAGGACAACGACGUGCAGAAAGAUGCGCUGGACUUGUGCGUGAAGCAGCACGCCAUGGGCUACGUGCACUUGAUGGUUCUAUCCCUGUGGGCAGCUCGCAUGGUGGCGGAGAUCUCGGAGCUGCUGAACCGGCUGACCAUCCUGAGCCUCAUCGCAGACCCCACGAACGAACCCCUGGCCCGGGCGUUUCUGCAGGAGCGUGAGGACGGCAGGAUGCUCAUCGCCUACAUGGGCCGGCGCAUGAAGGUGGCAGUCAUUACCCUGUGCAUUCUGCCAAAACUGGGCUGCACCAUCUUCUUGAUGUGGACAGGCGGCAAGCUGUUCAUGCUGACCUACACCAUGGGGUCCCUUAUCAUCCCGCUGCUCACGCUGACCUACAUCUUGCAGAUCCCUUCCAUCCUGUUCACUGGCUUCUCCUCUUUCAAGUUCAAGGACCAAUGUCCGGCGGGCUCAAGAAGCAAAGCAUCCGAGAUUCUCCGGCGCUUGUUCGCAACGUUCUAG
Messenger RNA from Effrenium voratum, 2383 nucleotides. Lineage: Eukaryota; Dinophyceae; Suessiales; Symbiodiniaceae. The record is from the annotation of a GenBank genome assembly.